CUGACUAUCUAUAGACUACCAGCAAUGUUGUUCGUCAGUCGAUCACCGCUCCCCAAGCGUAAUAAGGAAUCGGGUGCGGUUCCUUCUGUCCUUGUAUGUAUGAGUCAACUUCACUAUUUAUUUUCCGACUCAUUUCAAGCUUUCGCACUCACUCCCAGCACUCAUCCACCCCCUGCCUGUGCCUGCGCAAUCCUCUAUCCCAUCCCUCCUCAACCUUCGCCGCAAACUCCGCGAUCUCAUCAUCGAGACCGUACUCCAGUCUCCCUCAACAUCCGCACCGCGGGGCCCCGCAUCGUAUAACCCUCCGCGCACCCCACUCCCCAACGUACUCCAUAGCUCGCGCAUCAAGCUGCCCAUUUUAAAAUCCGCAUACUGCACUACGUCACCCGCACUCUAGCAAACAAACGCGCAACUUCGCAGCGAAACUUGCUCGCGCAUACGCAUUCUCCAAUUCCACCACAAGUAUGCGGUGAAUAUCAUGGCAGGUAGUGAAUGAGCACG
Molecule: messenger RNA, 501 nt
Organism: Trematosphaeria pertusa
Lineage: Eukaryota; Fungi; Ascomycota; Dothideomycetes; Pleosporales; Trematosphaeriaceae
Exons: 1
Coding region: 96-362 (88 amino acids)
Source: RefSeq, a predicted model, not a curated record